Thrips palmi is the source of this 778-nucleotide messenger RNA. RefSeq names its product glutathione S-transferase 1-like. The transcript is spliced from 6 exons. NCBI's taxonomy places the organism in Eukaryota, Metazoa, Arthropoda, Insecta, Thysanoptera, Thripidae. Gene Ontology annotation, biological process: glutathione metabolic process. Gene Ontology annotation, molecular function: glutathione transferase activity. The coding region runs from base 121 to 774 and encodes 217 amino acids. The record is from RefSeq and is a predicted model, not a curated record.
UCCUGAUAACGCCUCGCGCGAUAAGGUGAGCCUCGUUGUUUAAAAGACAGUCUGAGCCCAGAUCUGCCCAGUCGUCUACGUACUGUCGCGAGCUCUCCACACUUCCAACUUGCGGUCACCAUGGUCCUCACUCUGUACGGAGCCGACACCAGCCCCCCGGUUCGCGCCGUCAAAAUGACAUGCCGGGCCAUGGGCAUUGAGUACGACUUCAAGGCCGUGGACUUGGCGAGCGGAGAGCUCAGGAAGCCAGAGUUUCUCAAGAUGAAUCCACACCACAGCGUACCAUUCAUUGUUGAUGGAGAUUUCAUUCUUUGGGACAGCCAUGCUAUCGUGACGUACCUGGGUGAAAAGUCAGGCAACGACAGUUGGUAUCCCAAGGACAUCAAGCACAGGGCCACCGUUCAGCAGCGCUUGCACUUCGACAACGUCAUGCUGUUCACGAGGCUAAAGGACAUCUUGGCGCCCAUCUUUUUCGGAAAUGUGCUGGAGAUACCGCCGGAGAAGGUCCAGGCGCUGCAGGAGGCCCUCAACUUGCUGGAGCCCAUCGUCCACGAGGGAGGCUGGCUCACUGGAAGCCGCCCCACUGUCGCGGACAUCUGCUGCGCCGCCGACGUCGCCACCAUCGUGGCCGUUUUCCCGGAACUGACCAUACCGGCCAAGGCGGCAGCCUGGCUGCGACGAUGCGAGAAAGAACUCCCGGGCUUCGACGAGAUCAACACCCCCCACAUCAAACUAGCGGUUCUAGGCGUGAAUAAAAAACUCGGCAAGGACUAAACGA